Molecule: messenger RNA, 2188 nt
Organism: Mycotypha africana
Lineage: Eukaryota; Fungi; Mucoromycota; Mucoromycetes; Mucorales; Mycotyphaceae
Exons: 5
Coding region: 177-1937 (586 amino acids)
Biological process (GO): resolution of meiotic recombination intermediates; double-strand break repair via homologous recombination
Cellular component (GO): RecQ family helicase-topoisomerase III complex; nuclear body
Source: RefSeq, a predicted model, not a curated record
AAAAAAUCGUACAGAUCGAACCCGCGACUUUUUGCCUUGAGGUUUUCCACGCGGAACACCGAAAAUUCGUAAAAACCCAAACCGUUUUAUCAACUGAUAAAAUUCAUUCUCAAAUUAUUCUUCUGAUUAACAUCGAUCUUCUGUGACAACAGUUGUAUAAUUGCUGAUUACUGAGGAUGUCAACUGACGAUAUCUCAGCCAUCUUGUCAAAACGGUGUCGCGAACGUAAAAGUAUCCGUUUGAGACCUGAUUAUUUGAAAAGUUGGCUUGAAUCACAAUCGUCAUUCAAUCAGAACAGUAAUACAGAGCAGCUUUACAAUGCUUUAGUAGACGAUUUUUUGAAAAAGGACAUCGGUUUAACAUCCGAGCCAGUUAUUCCAAAGAAUUUUGGGCACACUGCUGUUACAAGUUUUCCAAACGGUGCUGUACGUCGAGGAGGCGUCGUACUGCAAUUGCAGGACACAAUGGAUAUUUCCAACUCGGCUUUCUCAUUGCUUAACAAAAUAAAGAACACUUCACCUGUUCGACAGGUUUAUAUUGAACGAAAUGAAGUUGAUGAUGUUGAGUUUCCCAGAGGUAUAAUGCGCUGGGUAUUAUCAGAUGGAACGACACAGUUGCAGGCUAUGGAGAUGGAGACUAUACCAUUAUUGGACCUCAAAACACCUUUCGGUUGUAAGAUUUUAGUUAAGAGCUGCCAAGUACGCAGAGGAAUGUUAUUACUAAAAAGAGAAAGUGUAGAAGUCCUCGGAGGGGGUGUUCCUGAAAUGUAUGGAGAAGACAUGAUGCGCGAGUUAGAAUUGCGCUUAAAGCAGAAGUUAGGUUUAGCGGAAGAACCUACGACACCUGUCCCUGAAGCAACACAGCAUCCAAACACUACCAAUCUGCAUGCAAAUGUUGAUAACAUGGAUAUAUUUGAUGAUGAUAUCGAUUAUUCUCAACUUGACUUGGACAGCGCCUGGUCUAACGUCAAUAGAUACGUGGAUCCAGCAGUAAAUAACGCUAAUACAGCUUUAACUACCAUUAACAGCACUGUUACUCCCAGUAAAAGUAUAAGUACGACAAUAAAUGCGAAUACCCAACGGUCGACAGAUAUACCCCCUUCAGCUUCUAAUUUGGAGAUGUUCAGCGAUGAUGAUGAUUUCAUGGCUCCCCCUCCUCCUUCAUAUUCCCCUGCAAGAACGACACCUAUCAAGGUUACCUCAACAAAAAGAAAAGCUUCUUCAAGUACACCUUCCACCUCUAGUGGCUCUAUCCAACAAACCGAUACGAUUAUACCAUCGCAGAAUACCCCUCGAAAACGAAUACAUAAGGAUAAAGCAGCGGAGGAAGGGACACAAACGUUAAUAACGGCGAGGAACACUGUUUCCCAUAUACUUAAUCGACGAGACUCUGCAUCCACCGAGGAAGGAAGUGCAGACCUUUCGUGGAUAGAUGCAAGCGUAUGGGAGAAUAUCAAUAAAGUUAAAGAAGAGAAAGAUCCAGAAUUAGGAGAGAAAAACGACCAUUACUCUUUUGAAAAGUUAAGUGAAACAUUGAAGGCCAUGGAAGACAAAAACUUUGCUGGUAAUUUACCAGAUACAGUUAUCAUUCGCGCUAUGUGCGUAAGAUUUGGGAAAAUGACUAUGUCGACUUCCAAAGGCUUUUAUUUGGAAAUCGACGUCAUUGAUCCGGACAGAAGAGACUUGAAGCCCUUAUCUGUUAUCUUUAAUAAUGAGAUGAUUACUGGACUGGUUGGAUAUUCUAAAGAGGAAAUUAAGGAAAUGUAUGAUAGAGUGGGGACCAAACCCGUAGUAAAGCAGAUAUUCAAACCAUUUCAGAACAAGGUUUUGAACACAAUAGCGAUGUUGAAAGUUGAUCUGACAGUGCUGUCAGAAGGUUGUGGACGAUCAUACAACAAAUUAUUACCUCUAGCCAUUGGCUUCAAUGCCUGUGCUUAAAUCACCAACUACAUUGUACAUAUAUUACCCUUCCAAUAAGUUGCUUAUUAUUUAUGAUGUAUUUUUCAUGUCCCUGUGUGGCAAAUAAGAUUAAUCGCGUCAUCCACCUUACUCCGCAGUUGAUUUGUUGCUUUAACUGAAAGCGAGAGACACAGUGCAACAGAUUUGUUGAAACAAAAACCUUACAACAUGAAAGCUUAUAUGCCCCACACAACAAUUAUCACGGGAAAAAGAUUAAUAGCUUUUUCUUC